Phytophthora sojae is the source of this 459-nucleotide messenger RNA. RefSeq lists its product as hypothetical. NCBI's taxonomy places the organism in Eukaryota, Oomycota, Peronosporomycetes, Peronosporales, Peronosporaceae. The coding region runs from base 1 to 459 and encodes 152 amino acids. The record is from RefSeq and is a predicted model, not a curated record. The transcript has a single exon.
AUGGUUGACCACGCUUCGGUCAACGACAAGAAUGCUGAGAGGGAGGAAAGAGGAAUCUUCUCCUCGGUCCUAGCAAAGAUCAAACCCAAAGACCUCUCCAGCAAGACCAAAAGCACCGGCCUCAGCAACAAGAUCAACAACUUGCGCAAAGAUCCGGAUGUUGCAGCAGCCCUGGGAAAUAGCCCCGUCAUGAAGAAGCUGGAGACGGCGGUGGAGAACGACCCGAAGUUCUUCACCAAGUUGGCAAACAACCCCGAAUCGAUCGAGAAGUUGGUAAAGAAUCCUGAGGUACAACAAGCUGCGGCUGCUCUCGAGAAGUCGAAGUUCAAGGUCACCCAGAACGACAUCAACCAGCUUGGCACCGUUGUCUCAAAGAAUCCCAGCAAACGCGCCAUGCUGAUAACGGGAUUGGAGGGCUUGGAAAAACUAUUGUGGAUGGGGGCCGUGGCUGGAAUGUGA